CAGCAGCAACACCAACAGUUACAACAACAACAGUUGCAGCAACAACAGCAGCUGCAGCUACAGCAACAACAGCAGCAGCAACAGGCACAGCCGCAGACGCAGGCUCCUGAACAGCAACCCCAGCCACAGUUGCAACAGCCCCAGCAACUACAGCAGCAGCUGCAGUUGCAACAGCCACAACAACAACAACAACAACAGCUGCAGUUGCAGCAGCCACAGCAGUUGCAGCAGCAACAACUGCAGCACCAGCUUCAACAGCAACAGCAGCUUCAGCAGUUACAGCAGCAGCAACCACCUCAACAACAGCAGUUGCAGCAGCAACAACAGCAGUUGCAGCAACAGCAGUUGCAACAACAGCAGCUGCAGCAACAACAGCAGUUGCAGCAGCAACAGCAGCAGCUGCAACAGCAACAACAGCAGUUGCAACAACAACAGCAAGCACAACAGCAUCACUUGCAACAACAUGCUCUGCAGCAGCAGCAGCAGCAACCUGGUCACACGACCCAGCAGAGCUUCUGCCACCCGGGAAUGCUGGGGGACGCACGGGAGCCGCAGCCACCGCCACAGCAACAGCCGCAACAGCAGCAGCAACAGCAACAACAACAGCAGCAACAACAACAGCAGCAGCAGCAGCAACAACAACAGCAGCAACAACAGCAGCAGCAGCAGCAGCAGCAACAACAACAGCAGCAGCAACAGCAACAACAGCAACAGCAGCAACAACAACAACAGCAGCCUGGCAUUGGCAUGGUGCGGCCACAAGUGAAUGAUGCACGGCUACGAAACCUAAUUCUGCAGCAGCGUCAGCAGCUGCAGCGCCAGCAGCAGUGGCAGCACAUGCAGCAGCAGCAGCAGUUACAGCAGCAGCAAUUGCAGCAGCAGCAGCAACAACAACAGCAGCAACAGCAGCAGCAGCUGCAGCAGCAGAGGCCUGCCAUGGGCCGCCUUGAAGGCUUUGAUCCUCAGCGUGUGGCUGCCCUGCAAGCUCAGGCUCAAGUGGGCGCUCCCCAGCACACUCAAGGCCUGCGGCCCAUGUUUGUGCAGCUGCAGGCCAACAUUGAGGCAGCCGAAGGUACCCGGGUACCCAAGGUCCUGCCUCAGGGCCCGCCGACACCCAACGACCCGACCAGCGGCAGCGUCGGAGGGGAAGGGGUCGGGCCCCAGCACGCCUGCCACCCUCCCCAGCAGCAACAGUCGCAGCAGCACCAGCGGCGGGCGGUCGGCGCCGCCGAAGAGAACGGCGCGGUGACUGCUCCUGAGGGCGAGUCGGAUGCGCCGGAGGCCUCGCAGCCGGCUAAAAAGAAGACGGCUGGAGACUUGGUCAAGGAGGUGGAGGUUCAGGGUUCGGAGGAUCCGGAGGAGGCUGGAGUGGACAUGGAGGAAGACCUUGACGAUGACGAGCUUCUGGGCUUGGGGAACGACUUUAACAUCCUGGAGUACGCCGACCCCGAACUGGACCGGGCCUUUGUCGGGGAAGGGGAGAAGAGCAACAUCCUGGACGAACACCUGGACCUGGAUGACAAAGAAGACGACCUGGACGAGGUCGGGAGGGCCACCGACGCCGAGGUCAAAGAGGAAGACGCCUGCUCCGAGCGCGCCACUUCGGGCGCGGCCGGGGCUAAGCACGGCCCCGACGACAUCAAGGAGAAAAGCGGUGGCGUGGAACACAAGCCAGGCACGGAAUUCCCCGAGUUCCCCCAAGUCUCCACGAGCGGCACGGUGCAGCAGCAACAACAACAGCUUCAGCAACAUCAGCAACAGCAUCAUCCGCAGAAUCAACAACAGCAACAGUUGCAGCAACAGCAGAUGCAACAACAGCAGCUGCAGCAACAGCAGCUGCAGCAACAACAGCUACAGCAACAACAGCUACAGCAACAACAGCUACAGCAACAACAGUUGCAGCAACAACAGCUGCAGCAACAACAGCUGCAGCAACAACAGUUGCAGCAACAACAGUUGCAGCAACAACAGUUGCAGCAACAACAGUUGCAGCAGCAACAGUUACAGCAACAACAGUUGCAACAACAACAGUUGCAGCAACAAGAACAGCAGCAGCAACAGCAACAACAACAGCAGCAGCAGCAGCAGCAGCAGCAGCAGCAACAACUGCAGCCGCAGCAAGAUGCGGUGGUGUUUGGGCCAAGACAGCCGUUGGGAGUGCGCAUAGAGCCUCCGUUUGGGGCGGUCCGCGGAAUGCGCCCACCGCCGCCGUAUGCGGGGGGCCGCCUGCCCCUGGCCCUAGGUCCCCUGGGCCCCAUGGGGAUGCGGGGUCCCCCAGGCCUGCGGGGGGCGCUGGGCUCCGGGGCAGAGCGUCCCCUGCUGCUGCAGGAGCAGCCGCUGCUUCUGGAGGACUUGGUGGAGCAGGAGAAGCGGGAGCAGCGGAAGCAGGGCGCCGUGGCUGGCGGUGGGGACGGCGUGUCCCCCGGCACAGCCUCGCUGCUGAGCGACGUGGACUUCGAGAGGCUCAAGGCGGACGUGCUCUCGGGUCCCCCCGACGACACCAUCGGGGGACCCCCCACGGCCCCGGCGCCCCUCUUGCCCCCCGUCCCACAGCAGCAUUCGGUGAACCCAGCACACCUGGUGGCCUCUCCCCUCCGCUACCACCACAUGCACCAGGGGGGCCCCGGCGCGUGGCCGCCCCCUGCCAUGCUCCAGGGGGGUCCCCAGGGGACGCACAUGCUGCGCCAGCCGCCCGCCGCCUUGGGGGCCCUGGUGCCGCCCGGGGGGGCCAUGCACCUUGUGCGGCCCGACCAGGGUGCCAUCCGCAUGAUGGGGGUGCCCCCGCACCGCCAGGAACACUUGGUGCCUGGGAGUGGUGCCCCGUCCGGGAGCGGGCAGGGUGUGGGCAGCGUGGUGUCCCCCUCGGCGCAGUCCUUUCAGAUCCAGACGCUGCCCUCCCCGCCGGUGCCCCCGCUGGCGGCCCUGCCCGUCGGGGGGGACCCCGAGCAGCAGCGGCAGCAGCAGCAGGCGGUGGCGGCCUACGAGCAGUGGCUGGCCCAGCAGGACGCCCUGCUGGCCUCCCAGCGCAAGUUCCUCGAGACGGAGGUGGGCAAGCUGCGCAAGGCCAAGAAGGCCCUGACCACCAAGCAGCGCCAGCUGGCCAAGUCCGGCCAGGAGCUGCCCCAGCACAACGCCCUGGAGCUGCUGCGCAUCGGCCAGGAGCAGCCAGGCCUGCAGAAGCAGCUCGAACAGGUGCGCAAGCUGGGCAGGCAGCACACGUUGGUGCUUCAGGAGUAUCGUGCCAAGCAGCAGAAGCGACAGCAGCAACUGCAGCAGCAACAGGGCAGCCCACUGCACCAGGGAGGGCUCGUGCAACAGGGGGGUCCCUUGCAGCAGGGCGCUUCGGUGCACCACAUGGGACCCGGCAUGACGACCAGCAUGCCCUCUGGCAUGGGACCCAACACGGUGUCCAAUGCGGGGUCCGGCAUGGGACAGAACAUGGGGCCCAACAUGGGACCCGGCAUGGCUCCUAACAUGGGGGCUAUGGGUUCCGCCGCACCCCAACAGCACAUUAUCUCGGUGUCGACGAGCGGGGGCGGCAUGGCCCCCCUGGGGGGACCGCCACAGUCCCCGAUGCCUCCCCCCUCGUCCCCAAUGGGGGGCCCCUCCCCCUCGCCACGCAUGCAGCAGCCACCGACGUCUCCCCUGCCGGUGCCCUCGCCCCUGCUGUCGCAGAUGUCCCCGCAGCUGCCCUCGCCACGCACCCCGAGGCCCCCCAACACACACGCCUUGUCCCAGGAUGACUCCAGCCUCAUGGGAGACGGGUUCCAACAUCGGGACGGGAUGGACAAGGGGCCUCAGCAGCAGCAGAUGAUGCCCAGCAUUGUCCAGGGGCUCCUGAACCAGCAUUCGCCUCACCACGAAGGAGAUCAGGAAGAGUUCCAGCCACACCAACAUCAGCCACAGCAGCAUCAGCACCAGCAGCAACAACAGCAGCUCCAGCAGCAGCAACAACAGCAACAGCUCCAACAACAACAGCAGCAGCAGCAACAGCAGCAGCAGCAGCAGCAGCAACAGCAGCAGCUCCAGCAGCAUCAACAGCAGCACCAGCAGCAGCAGCAACUCCAGUUGCAACAGCAGCAUCAAAUGCAGCAGAUGCUGAUCAAGAGGGAGGAUGGGAGUCUGGGGGUCCCCCAUGGCCUGCGCAUGUCCCCGCACAUGGCCCCGAGGCCCUUCCAGCAACACGAGCAGCAGCAGCACAUCCUGCUCCACCCGAGGUUCCCUGGGCAGCCCCAGAUGCCACGCUACCUCAUCCGACAAGGGAGCGACCCGGCCAGCCAGCACCCGCCGGGCCACCCGUACCUGCAGCGCACCGGAGGGGUACACCCCAUGAUGCGGCCCCCGCCCCCUUACCCGGACCACCUGCGCAAGCCGCCGCCCUCCCCAGCCAUGUCCCCCGGCCACGGGCCAGACGGGGGGGACAACCCCGACCCCUCGCGCACGCCCCCGUCCUUGUCCCGCCCCAACUCGCAGCCCGCCCUGCCCUCCCCGGACCCCCGGUCAUCCCCCAUGGAGCGCCACUUCUCUCCCGGGACCCCCUCCAGCUCCUCCAGCCUGCCCCAGCGCUCCCCGGCUGUGCCCACGUCUCUGGCGGACGACGCCAGGGGUGACGUGGGCGAGCGCUCCGUCGAGAGCCUGUCGGACCUCCUCUCCCGGGUUUCCAAGACCCCCUCCGAGUCCCCGAGCCCACAAAGCCGCGGGGAGGAAGGGCGGCCCUCCACCGGGGAGCCUUCCCCAGGCAGGGGCUGCGGCUCGCAGGACAACAGUGGCCAGACGCCGCCGCUUUCCAAGCAGGAAAGCAUCCUGCAGUACCUCAGGGCCGGGUCGGUCGGCAGCCCCGCCAGCAACUCCAACUCGUCGCGCGGGAGCGUGGACAGCUUCGCUGGCGUGGCGGGCGGCCAGGCAAUGUGCUCCGUGGCGGAGUCGCGCGCCACAGAGAGCCCCCACUAUGUGCCCGCAUCAGUCUACCAGAGCGCUGGGGCCUCUCCCGUCGGCAGCCCGUCGCCCUCGGCCUUUGCGGCACAGAGCCAGUCGAUGUCCGCAGGCGACACGUUUGCCUCGGACGGGAGCGACAGCUCGUCCCCCAUGCAAGUGCGGACACAAAUGGUGCGCGUGAGCCAGGGCAUGAUGGGGCUCCCCACGACGACCGUGGGCUUUACCAGGGGCUCCAUGAUGCAGCACCAGCAACAGCAGCAGCAGCAGCAACAACAACAACAACAACAACAACAACAACAACAACAACAACAACAACAGCAACAGCAGCAGCAACAGCAACAGCAGCCCCGAAUGCAGUACGUGCAGCAAAUCCGCCAGCAACAGCAGCAGAUGAUGCUGCAGCAGAGUCAGUACGUCCCCCAGCAGGGUAUGGCCAUCCGACGACCUCCCGCCCAGAGCCCCAGGGGCUCCGUGCCCUUUGGGGACUCCCAGUUUGUGCGUGCCCAGAUGUUCAGGGCAGCCGCGCCGGCGAACGCCAACGUGGCACGCAACUUCAUCGUGCGGCCCGGCGGCAACAACCCCCCUGGCUCGGGCGGCGGCCUGCCGGGGGGCCGCCCCCACACGGUCGGGGGAGGCCGGGGGGCCGUCCCCGCGAGCCCGCCCAAAGCCUCCUCCUCCUCGGGGGACGAGGGGGAGGGGGCCUCCUCGACCCCCUCGCUUCUGCACCGGGCGGGGGAAGGGGGCAGCAGUUCCUUUGGGGGCAGCACCUUCCACGUGGGGCCCUCAUCCACGCUGGUCUCCUUCGAGACGGAGCAGAUGCAGACAAGCGUGUUCGUGUCCCUCGACUACCCCGCGGCCACCAUCACCAGCCACGACGGCUGCGUCUCGUCAGAGGUGCUGCUCAGCCUGGACGACGGCUCGGCCGACGCGGCCGCCCUGGCUCCCUCGGAGGACGAAGAGGACGGCGACGCCUCCCGCGUGGCCCUUGUUAUGGUUGGGGACGGGGACGGGGGGCAGCCUGACGCUGUUGAGCACGGGGAGCCCCUGGACGUGGCUGUUGUGGUGGAGACUGUGGGUGCCCUCUCGGACUGCGACCCCGGGGACGACGGCUCAAGCCCCGGCGGAUCGGACGGGGCCGACGGCAUGGCCCCUCCCGGCUGCGGCGAGCUGCACCAGCGUGGCACCCCCGCGGGGGACCACAACUACUCCAACCCUCCGCCAGAAGGGGCCGACGAGGACGUGGCCAAGAAGCUGGUCGGCCGGACCCAGUUCUUUGACGGAGUGGACGUGGGCAUCAAGCUGGAGGACUCCGUCCUGGGGUGUAUUUCCGAAGAGAAACCGAACAUCGAGAAGCUGCUAAGCGAGCGGAUCACACCUCCGCAGCGUGCCUCAAAGACUCCCUCUCCGCCGGCGGCCCCUGUUGCCUCGAGCGCCAUGUCCUUCCCUGCGUCGGUGACCCACACGCUGAACUUCACCCUGAGGCAGACGGGGAUGCCCCAGACAGUGCGCCUCUCCAACGAUGAGGGCCAGCUCGUCGUUCUUCCCGGCAAGGCCAUGGCAACUCAGCUGUCCCUGUCGCCGCCUGCCGUUGCCUGCGAGCCCCCCGUGACCCCGAAGAUGGAACCGGCCUCUGCCCUGACGCCUCCCGCGAUGCUGCGCGUGCACGCCGCGCUUGCGGCUCCCCCAUCCUCGGCGUGCGGGUCCCACGCAGCCGCCUUGCGCUGGUGCCGAACCCCGCCAGAGGUGAAGGAGGAGGGCACCCCCUCCGUGCCGCCCACGCCGCCACCCGCCCUGCCACCGGUGGUGGUGAAGCAGGAGGCCCGCUCGACCCCUUCCCCGUGUCUGGCCGCCUGCCACAAGCAGGAGUCCGAGGAUGUGGAGGAAGGGAGCGUCGAGGCUGCCGACACGGGCGCCAGCCGCCUGACCGAUGGAGCGGCAGUGCCCCGGACCGAGAGUAACUCUUGCGAUGAUGGUGUCCCCCCUGAACAGAGGCUCGCUCUCCCCGUCACCCCUCCUGUCGCCACGGCGACCCUCCCGGUCGCCUUGACGGCCAAAGACACCGCGGCGGCCCUUGCAGCCGUGAAAGUGGAACCCACCGUGGCAGCAGUGGCCGUUUCAGAAGCCCAGGCAGGUGCGGCGGAGGAGACAUCCGCCCCGAAGGCUUGCGAGGGCUCUGUCGAAGGGCCUGACGGGCCCACGGGUGGCAAGCAGAACGUGCUCCUCAAGCAGCUCCUACAGAACUGUCCCUCAGCCGAGACGCCCCACGUUGCAGACCUGCCCGAGGGUGCUCCCACAGUCCAAACUGCCUGCAGUGGCAAAUCGGAGAACGGCACGGGGGAGCUCUCGCAGACGGCGUCGUUGUCGCCCUCCCUGCCUUCGAGUCCCUCAAGCCAGCCGGCCACCACGACUGCAGAAACCGCCGUGACAACGACGGCAGUGCCGGUUUCGGCUCCGGGAAACGAACUUGACGUGCCGGCUACCACGGUCGGCACCCCGGAGUCGCAGACAGUCGUCGGCGUGGCCGGAACCCAGGCUGGGGCCACGACCACUCCCGACACCGACAAGCCCGAAGAGUCGAAAGUUAGGAAAAUGACCUACCUAGACAUCCGUCGUGCCCAGCUGGAGCGGGAGCCGACGCCCCCGCCCCCGACGGCAGAGGACCUGGCCCUGCGGCGGCAGCAGCAGCGCAAGCGCCCCAAGAAGCCCAAGGCGGCCCCCUCCGCCCCCGAGGCCGGCCCGGGGGGGCCCCCUGGCUCCGACGCCCCCAGGCCGGCCGCCCAAGGGGGUGCCAGGGCCAAGCGGCCCCGCAAGGGCUCCAGGGGGGGCCCUGAGGAGGACUACGAGCUGUUCCUCGAGGCCCUGCUGGGGCGCCUCAGGGCCCUGCCUCCAGUGCGCAUCCUCGAGCCCCUCAUCCGGCCAAACUUCAACGUGGGCGUCGUCUUCGGCCGGGGAGACCUCAACCUCAGGGAAUCGAGCCUGAAGGGCAGCUACGGCCGGGCGUUCCUGCCGGGCCAGCCGGACGCGUAUUCGGUGUGCCCCUUCGGUGAUCGGCCCCCUCCCCCCGUGGCCCCCUCCUCCGCUGCCACCCCCUCUCCCACACCCCUCAGGGGCUUCUACAACCAGGAGUUCUCCGUGCAUGCCAGAGUAACUUCCGGUGGUGCGGACUCCAAUAGGUGCCGUGAGGCGGACAGUCCCGACACAAUCGUGGGCGCCUCGUCCCCGGAGUGCGCCAUGUUCGAGGCCCCCUUCCGGUUCCGUGGCCUGCAGCUCAUCGACGAGGACAGCAACGACUCUGCGAGAUCCCUCCCCUCGCCCACGGUGCCCAUUGUCGCGCCCAUUCCUGUAAAAGCCAUUCCACCACCUCCACCACCACCACCACCUACCACCUUGAAACCUUUUACAGACGAGAAGGACAAAGAGAAUGCCUUUUCGGGAGACCGCCUGGGCCUGCGUUCCCGGCUGCCGGGGUGCGGGGGCCCUCCCCCGGCACCCCUGCGGGACUCGGCCAAUGUGUCGGUGACCUUGACCCUGAGCUCGGAGGCUGCGACGGACAUCCGGGGCGUGCUCUGCUCCCUGGCCAAGCUGCUGCAGAUCGAGCCCCCGUCGAGCUACGACAUCGUGGAGCGCACGAGCACCCCUCCCAGCCAGAAGCUGGGGCUCUACAAGCACAACAACAAAGAUGUGACCUUGGAGGAAGAGGCAGAGUACUUGGUGGAUGGGAAGCAGCGUUUCUGCCGACACUGCGAAAUCAUGGUCUCCCAGACCGGCAUGGUGAAGAAGCAGGCCUCGGAACUCGGCCUCGAGGCUACCAUCUCCAGAGAGGACGGGGACGAAGAGGCGGUUUAUUUUUGCUCCAGCAAUUGCUACAUGCAGUUCGCCCUUGCCCACCGAACCCCUUCGGCGGCCAGCACGCCCCAGCGAAAGGAAGCUACGGUGGUGUGCCACGCCGGCAGAGGCGACCACUCGUGCCGAGAGGCGCCGGACAGCUCCCGCGACCGGCUGGCAAGAGGAGUGGCGGCGGCCAGAGAGGUCGUGCGGGCGCUGGGCGAAGAAGACGAGGCCUCUCCGGCGCCCAAGGAAGAAGAGGGGGAGGAGGAGGAAGAGGAGGAGGAGGGAAGGCUGCUGGGCGACCUCGAGGGGAGUCCCGCCAGCGAGGAGCUCCGGAAGAGGGCGCCCAAGCACUCCCUGGCACUCCACCGGGAGCAGGAACCUACUCUGAAAAAGUGGAAGGAUGUCCGGUGGAAGUUGUGGUCUGUCGAUUUUGUGGGCUGUACGAAGUAUGAGCCCCCGUCAGAAGAGGAAGUUGCCCGGCUGUUAGAUGCUCAAGAUAUAUGUGUAAAGCCGGAUAAGCCAGUCGAAGACACGAGGAGGUGCAUUCUGUGCCACGUCGUUGGAGAUGGAGAAACAAAUGGGCCGGCCAGGCUGCUGAACCUGGACGUGGACAUGUGGGUGCACCUGAACUGCGCCCUGUGGUCCCAGGAGGUGUACGAGACGGUCAACGGGGCCCUGAUGAACGUGGCGUCGGCCUGCCGCCGCGCCGUGCUGCUCACCUGCUGCUGCUGCCAACGCACGGGGGCUUCGCUGCGCUGCUUCCGGCUGCGCUGCACCGCCGCCUACCACUUCCCCUGUGCCGCCAAGGAUGGCUGCUCCUUCUUCAAGGACAAGACCAUCCUGUGUCCCCAGCACACGCCUCGUGUCCCGAACCUCGAGAAUGUCCUCGAGUCUGUGGCCGUCUUCCGGAGGGUAUACAUAAACCGUGACGAGCACAAACAAGUCGCCAGCAUGAUUCAUAAGGGGGAGCAGAAUCUUCUUCGAGUGGGCAGCCUCAUUUUCCUCAGUGUUGGGCAGCUGCUGCCACACCAGCUGCAGAGUUUCCACACACCAAACUGCAUCUACCCUGUGGGCUUCAAGGUGGUGCGCAUCUACUGGAGCAUGCACAAGCUGGGUGCCCGCAGCCGCUACACGUGCAGCAUCCACGACGUGGACGGCCAGCCCCAGUUCCAAGUGCGAGUCUCCAGUGGCGGACACGAGAAGAUCCUGUCGCACCGCACUCCCAAGGGGGUGUGGCAAAAGGUGCUGCAGCCCAUCGAGAACUUCCGCCGGGAGGCCCAGGCCAUCAAGGUCUUCUCUAACUUCAUCACAGGGGAAGACCUGUUUGGGCUGACAGAGGCCGCCAUCGUGAGGAUCACCGAGUCGCUUCCUGGUGUGGACACCCUGAAUGACUACAACUUCCGGUACGGACGGUCGCCACUGCUGGAGCUUCCACUGGCCAUCAACCCCACGGGGUGCGCCCGUUCCGAGCCCAAGCUGCGCACCCAUUUCAAGAGGCCCCACACACUGCACACGAGCAACACGUCUCGGCUGUCCCUGCAGACGACGGGCAGCGGCAGUGGGGGCAGCUGCCUGGGUGCCGAGGCCAGCUCUCCUUACACCAAGCACUUUGUGCACUCCAAGUCGUCACAGUACCGCCGCAUGAAGACCGACUGGCGCAACAACGUGUACCUGGCUCGCUCGCGCAUCCAGGGUCUUGGCUUGUAUGCCACCCGGGACAUCGAGAAGCACACCAUGGUCAUCGAGUACAUCGGUCAGCUUAUCCGCAACGAGAUCGCCGAACGCAACGAGGCCAUCUACGAGGCACAGAACCGUGGUGUGUACAUGUUCCGGCUGGAGGAGAACCGGGUGGUGGACGCCACCCUAAGUGGGGGCCUGGCCCGCUACAUGAACCACUCGUGCAACCCAAACUGCGUGGCCGAGGUGGUCCAGAUCGACCGGGAGAACAAGAUCCUGAUCAUCGCCAACCGCCGCAUCUCGCGAGGAGAGGAGCUGACCUACGAUUACAAGUUUGACGUGGAGGACGACCAGCACAAGAUUCCGUGCAUGUGUGGUGCUCCCAACUGCCGCAAGUGGAUGAACUGAGCCAUUUUGUUUUUGACGUAUGCAAUUAUUUACAAGAGGGGUUUUAGUUUGUUCAGCUGCCACGCUGUGCUCCCAGCCUCUGGGCAUGGGACGUUGUAAAUGUCGGUAUUUUAUGUACAGCACCUUUUUUGUUACUGUUGGAAUUCUGGAUAGUUGGUUAUGUUUUGCCCUAUUAUAUUUACCCCCUUUUUCUGUUCCGUUGAUACUGGGAGCCGAUGUAAGUGUGUGCUGCCAGUAGAUGGCAAUGAUACAACUGUCUUGUUUUUUCUAGCGGUUAUGUAAAUUUUAUAAAUAGAAAAUCGAAUGGCACCAUCUCUCCGAAUCGUGCAGCCCCAUUACGAGUUCUCAGACUGUGCGGCAUGUACUGAAACCAUUUUGUCUCCGUUGUUGUAUGUUUGAUGAACUUGACACGCAUCAUGUAUAGAAACGCCGUCAAGAAACCUGUAGUGCAAUACAUGUUUAUAAAACAAUGAACUAUGACUGGAUUUUA
Messenger RNA from Ixodes scapularis (black-legged tick), 11341 nucleotides. RefSeq names its product histone-lysine N-methyltransferase 2D. Gene Ontology annotation, molecular function: protein binding. Gene Ontology annotation, biological process: nervous system development. The transcript is spliced from 37 exons. Gene Ontology annotation, cellular component: nucleus; nBAF complex. Bases 529 to 10851 code for a protein of 3440 amino acids. The record is from RefSeq and is a predicted model, not a curated record. NCBI's taxonomy places the organism in Eukaryota, Metazoa, Arthropoda, Arachnida, Ixodida, Ixodidae.